AUGCGCCUCCUCACAUUCCUUGCGGUCGCGAUCGUAGCGCCCAUCGUUGGUCUUGCGGCCCCUGCUAGCGAAGCACCAUCCUAUGCAAGAGGCGAGAACCUCUGCAGCCAGUACAAAUCGCCCCCAAAGCUCUGCACACCCGAUCCGACUGUGACCGUGGAAGAAACGGCAAAGCGAGCGUAUCAAUUCUACAAGGCGUUCGUAAUCGACGGCGAUGCGAGAACCAUGUUCUCCCUCAUUGACAAUUCGUACAUCCAACAUCACCCGGGAUACGCCAAUGGCCCGCAGGCCAUUUGGUCGCUGUUCUGCAAUGGAAAGCCGGUAGGUAGUGCGUCAGGCUCAUCUUGGUGCUUUGACGCUUCCACAAACAUGAGUUAUGCCCAGUACUCGACUACUGAUCGGUGGCGCUGGGUUGAUGGAUGUGUCCACGAGCAUUGGGACUCAGGAGAGAAAAUCCCCAAGGACAAGUGCUACAAGUUGAAUACUACAUCUAUAUACUGA
Messenger RNA from Paraphaeosphaeria sporulosa, 501 nucleotides. RefSeq lists its product as uncharacterized. Bases 1 to 501 code for a protein of 166 amino acids. The record is from RefSeq and is a predicted model, not a curated record. The transcript has 3 exons. NCBI's taxonomy places the organism in Eukaryota, Fungi, Ascomycota, Dothideomycetes, Pleosporales, Didymosphaeriaceae.